This is a messenger RNA of Xyrauchen texanus (razorback sucker), 1985 nucleotides long. RefSeq names its product syntaxin-11-like. Bases 128 to 1012 code for a protein of 294 amino acids. Gene Ontology annotation, molecular function: SNAP receptor activity; SNARE binding. The record is from RefSeq and is a predicted model, not a curated record. Gene Ontology annotation, biological process: intracellular protein transport; exocytosis; synaptic vesicle fusion to presynaptic active zone membrane. Gene Ontology annotation, cellular component: endomembrane system; plasma membrane; SNARE complex. The transcript has 2 exons. NCBI's taxonomy places the organism in Eukaryota, Metazoa, Chordata, Actinopteri, Cypriniformes, Catostomidae.
AUUCAAAUGACUGCUGCUCCAGUGCAGAGAGGAUGGAACCGUAGCCUAUCUUUAUGAUGACAGAUCGUCAAGGUUAAACUUGUGAUUUUUUGCAUUAACGAAAAAGUUUUCCACUGCAGCAGCAAUUAUGAGGGACAGACUAGAUCAUCUGCAGACCAUCUGUGAGUCUAAAAGCCAGCCGGUGGAGAUGGAGUCAGACUCUUUCAGCAAUGUGGACCUGGAGGAUUUCAACCAGCAGGCUGUCAUUUAUGACAGCAGUGACCAGAUGGAGUCUGUGCUUGAUGAGGCUCAGGAAACUAGGUGUGAGAUUCAGCUCAUCCGCCUUGAAGUAAAGCGUCUCAAGGAGCAAAACACACGUUUACUUAGUGUACCAACUCGUACAACUCAUAUAAAACGCAACGCUAAUGUCAUCGUCAGUGACAUCAAGCACAGAGGAGAAGAUGUUCUGGCACGCCUUCAUAAAAUGGAUACCCACGCCAAAGAGCUUGAAGAAGAGCACCACGUGAACUCCGCUGUAGCGAGAAUUGCCCGAACACAGUAUGCCACCCUGAGCAACAACUUCCGGGAUGCAAUGACUGAGUACAAUGAUGCAGAGAUGAGCCACAAGGAAAGUUGCAAGCUUCACAUCCAACGGCAAAUGGAGAUAGUGGGCAGAGAGGUUUCAAGUGAGCAGAUUGAGGAGAUGCUGGAAAAUGGCCAGUGGAACAUCUUCAGUGACAACAUUAUCUCAGAAGGUAAAACGGCUCGAUCCGCACUCAACCAGAUUGAGAGCAGACAUCGGGACCUGCUGGAGUUAGAAAGUCGACUCAAGAGCCUUCAUGAAGUGUUUCUGGAUGUAGCUAUGCUUGUUGAGGAACAAGGACCCAUGACAGACUACAUCUUAAACAAUGUUCAGAAAACCGAUGCUUUGCUUUGUGAAGUCCUUGUCAAAUUGAAAAGGGCCAAGAGGUAUAAAAAUAACAACCCAUUCAAGAAAAUAUUCUGUGGAUGCUUUCCGUGCGCAAAGAUUUGAGGCCGUUGAUCAGAGCGACUGUGAACAGUGUGGAAUUGCCCAUUGAAAGGGCUGCAGUAUCUGCUGGGACAAUAGUUCUCCAAGACAAAAGCUUUCUUUUAUUAGUACCCAUCCAAAUCAAAGAGAUCACAAAACCUGAUUGCUUGACACUGCUAAAAUGAACAGGAAAACAGCUGAGAGGAAAUUAAGCGAAACAAACAAACAAACUGUAAACAUUCCCUGCUUUACAACAUAGGCUCACAUUUGCCUUAACCAGUAAGUAUUUUCAUUUACAUAUUAAUAACAGCAAUUUAAUAGCUAUAUUUAUAUAGCUAUAAAUCUAAAUAUAAUAUUCAUACCCAGUGAAGUCAAUUCACAUCAUAAAGGUAAAGGAUCAUUAAAUGGAACUUUAAAUGGAAUUAUUGGAUACACAUUCCAUAUGCAUUGCUAUGUUUUUUUUACCAUCUAUCAUGCAAUGAUGAUAUUCUUACAUUGUAGUUACCCCAGUAACAAUAAGAUUUAUUCAGAAGCAUAAAACACACCAUUUAGUCAUACCUUUUUCAUUCUUAUUAUGUCAUUUCUAACCUGGCUGAACUGAACACACACUUUCGUGUCUCCUUUAAUUGGAAUAUGAAGCAUUUUCCUUGUUUCAUUGCAGUUUUUGAUUCUCUUAUUGUUUUUCACAUUAUAAUUAGUUUCUCUUGAACAUUACACAUAUUGCAUAAAGUCUUUGUUAGUCAGGUAGAAGAUAAAGUAUAUGUUUUAUAAUUUUGUGUUUUUCUCUGUUAUUAUCUUAUUAUAUGUGACAACAUUUUCUCUUUUUUACCUAGUGUCUCUGUUUACAGUAUAAAGUAUCUGAGCCCUAUUAUUAUUAAUAUGAAUAAUGUUUAUCGCUCAUAUGCAUGUCUGAAAGUGUUUUAGGCCUAUGUUAACUGUAGCCUAAAUCUACUCUGAAAUGUACCUUCAGUGCUAUUAAAAUGUUAUCUCAUGAACA